AUGGGCGAAAGUUUCGACCUGGAUUACCGCCUUGGAGAACGGCUCGGCAGCGGUCAGUUUGGCACGGUAUAUAAAUGCGUCUCUGUCUCCACCAGCGAGAAUUUCGCAGUGAAAAUAAUCGAUAAGUUCUCCGGUUGCUUCGACCGCCGCUUCGUCUACUCCGAGAUCAAGAUAACGCUUCUCGCGGCUUCCAAGAACCAACGUUCGGUCCAAAUCCACCAAGUCUAUGAAGAUAUCACCGCCGUUUAUCUCAUCCUCGAUCUCUGCCCUGGACCAGAUCUUUUUGACCGCAUUGCUAGCCACGGUUCCUUCUACGAGAACGAGGCUGCUGUCAUUAUCACCGAAUUGGUUGAAGCUAUUGCAGAAUGCCACCGCCGCGGCAUCGCACACCGCGACAUAAAGCCAGAAAACAUAUUGUUCGGCUCCAACGGCCGUCUGCUUCUGGCUGAUUUUGGUUGCGCAGCACUGUUCGAGAAGGGAGAAAGAAGUUUAAAGGGAAAAGUGGGAACUGCUGCUUAUGCGGCUCCGGAAGUACUAGCGGACCAAAAUUACGACGAGAAGGUGGAUGUGUGGAGUGCUGGAGUCGUCCUAUACUUGUUGUUGGGUUGGACAUUACCGUUUAAUGGUGAAACUGUGGUAGAGAUAGAGGCUGCUGUGAAGAAAGGAGAUCCAAUUUGCUUCCCCAAGGAAUUCUUUCCCGACUUAUCACGUGAAGCCGAGGAUCUGAUAGAACAAAUGCUUGCUAGAGAUCCAGCGAAGAGGCUCUCAGCAGAGCAAGUGCUGAGGCAUCCAUGGAUCACGGAAAUGUCAAAGACAUGGGCCAAAAGUAGUGAGCAUUACUUGAGCAAAAAUUUAGACAAGGAAGAGAAGAGAGAACCUGUUGGCCAUAAGAAUCUUGAUCGAAGGAUGUUCUCAGGUUUCAAGUCUCUGGCAUUGCUUUACUUUUCAUGA
Messenger RNA from Dendrobium catenatum, 951 nucleotides. RefSeq names its product phosphoenolpyruvate carboxylase kinase 1-like. Gene Ontology annotation, molecular function: calcium/calmodulin-dependent protein kinase activity; calcium-dependent protein serine/threonine kinase activity; ATP binding. The record is from RefSeq and is a predicted model, not a curated record. Gene Ontology annotation, cellular component: cytoplasm; nucleus. NCBI's taxonomy places the organism in Eukaryota, Viridiplantae, Streptophyta, Magnoliopsida, Asparagales, Orchidaceae. The transcript is spliced from 3 exons. Gene Ontology annotation, biological process: intracellular signal transduction; peptidyl-serine phosphorylation; protein autophosphorylation. The coding region runs from base 1 to 951 and encodes 316 amino acids.